AUGACAGAUAAUAACAUACAGGCCCCCAUCCCUUUGAAAAAUAAGACUGUCACUCAAUUAAAGAACCUAGAAUCAUCAAGAAAAAGACCACUUUCUAGUUCAGGGGGGGCGUCCGUGAAAAGAAACCUUACCUCUCCAGUACAACAACUCACUGAAUUACGUGCUAGAUCCAUCACACCAACAUUGCUAGCGGAAAAAUUGUUGAAUGGUCUUAGCUCUGAAGACAUAAUUAAUCGAAGAUUGAAAUAUUACAACCUGGACUACCCAGAGGAUGAAGAAACAUACUACAAUGUAGUUUUUGAAAAAUCAUCCAAAUGGUUUUCAAGAGAUGUUAAGCCAGAUUUUCAACCUGAAAGACACCUUCCAUAUAAAACAGAAACACCCAGAGAGCAAGCAAGAUAUUUAUGUCAUGUCUUGGUCAACUUACAUAUUGCGAUUUCAUCUUUAGAUAUUCAAGGUUUACUUUCUAUAACCAGUAAAGAUCUUUCUGAACUACAAAAUGAAAUCGAUGAUUUGGCUUUGAAUACAGAUUUGUUUAGACUAUCAAAUGAGGUUGAUACUGAUGUUAUUGAAUUGCAUGAUGGUGAUAAAUUAGAAGACUUAGAUGUUCCUGAGGCGGGAGAAACUGGUAAGAUUACAGCUAAAUCGUCAAGCAUAAUUAAUGUUAACCAUUGGACCAAUGAAUUGAGGAAUUGUUUAUCCUUCGAUGUUCCUUUAACAGUUAGGAAAUCACUAACUGUGGUGUAUUAUUAUUUAUCAUUAGUAAAGGGUCAAGAUACUAUGAGAGAAAUGCAUGUCGAAAUGUUCGAACGAUUGGUAGAUCCUGAUAUGGAAGGUACAAAUUUUACGGAAUUACUUCGUGAAAGUGGAUUAAUUUUAGAUCAUAAAGUCUUAUUUGAUUUCAUCAUUCAAUUUUUACCCUAUCCUGAUUCAGAUUAUGUUCGGUAUGAUCUUUCCUCUAAAGAGGACUUACAAUUAUUUAGAUUAUUAUUGAAAUUGGCUCAUAUGUCCAGACCAUUCUUUGAUGAUACUGACCAAAGCAUAUUAACUGACAGUAUGGAAUAUAUUCUGUCCAACAUGUCACCUUCUACUACAGCGACGAUUCUUCCAUUUCUUACUUCAUUUGUGCCACUCCAUUUCCACAAAGAUGCAAAAAUUACCGAUUAUUUUCCAUUUUGUUUCAGCUUAUGGAGUUUUGUCAUCGCGAAUGUUGCAGUUGAUACUCACUUAUAUGAUUUUGUGGGCGAGGUGUCGGAGGAUGUUCAUAGGCGAUUAAUGAAUAGUAAAAAGGACACUAUAGAGAACUUAGUGACAUUUGGCAAAUUCGGAAUUUUCUCUUCGGAUCAAAUUACUUUCUUAUUUAAUAGAAUACAGGGCCAUCUAAGAUCAAAUGGCCAGAUUCAUUCUUACACGAGAACAGUUAAACCUUUGGUUUAUGCCCUCAACGGAUCCAACAAUGAACUUUAUUUUGAAAAAUUAAAGGAUUUGGUUCAGUCACUUGAUACCUUUGUUCAUCCAUCUAACCAAGGGUUUUGGACAAAAACUAUCGCAAAAUUUAUUCAUAGCUUCAUAAAGAUGUAUCAUGGGAGGAAAUUAGAGGAAGAGGAAGCUCAAAAGAACGGUUUGCAAUCAAAGAUUUUCUUGACCCCUGAUUGCACCUCUAGAAUAGUCAAGUUGUUUCUGAACUUAAUUUUAAUUGGUGUUCAAAAUAAAUCAAAUGAUGUGGCUAAUUAUUACAUUGCAUGUUUGACUUAUCUACUGGAUUUAUCUCCAUCAAAUUCAUAUUUGAUUUUUGAUAAGAUUCUGGUGGAGGUUUAUGACACUUUGGCGGGUGAAUAUAUUAACUCUAGGCAUAGAGUCAUUUCCUCUUUGAAGCAGUUUACAAGAGCCAUCAGGUUUAUGGUUUCCCAAAAGCUCUAUCGUAUUCAUAUUACAAAUAUUUUAUCUAUGUUGAUAGAUAAAAUUGAUCUGAAUGAUGCAGUUCUAACAAGUAAUGUAUUCAAUAGUAUUGUUACUAUUGCAACUUUUGUUCCCUUCACAAAUUUAAUUACGGAUGGUGAAUAUCUGACAUUUGAAUCUACCACAAUUCCAUUUAUUCAAGAACAUUUUGCAUACUUAAAAAUGGGGAACACAUCAAAUGACUUUCCAACUGAUAGUAAAGUAUUAGAAUCGGCGUUUAGGGCAUCAACCACACUAUUUCAAAAUAUCAUAAAGAUUUAUGUCGAUAAGUUAUUUCCAUUUGUUGACGUAGAAUUAGACGGUGAAUUAAUAACAAAGAUGAACCAAACAACUUAUUUAAUACAGGAAGCCAUGGAUGAUAAGAUGUUCUCAUAUUAUUCUGAUAUAUUCCAGAGAAGAUUUUGGGAUAAUGAUGUUUUCAAAGAGAAGGAACCAAAUUAUGAACUAGUUACAAUGCCAUUAGCUGCUAUUGUUAGAAGGGACAACUCAAUCAGUUCUACACUAGUGAAAACUUUGAUUUAUAAUGUCAAGGAACAGAUAAAAAGAGGUGCUGGCUCGAUCAGAAGUUCCUCUGAGAUUCAACAAAGAGAUGUCAAACUAGUGCUAUAUUUGACUACCUUCAAUGACAUAGUAAGACAAGCACAUGAAGCAGUACUCCUGUAUAGUGAAGACGUCUUGGAAUUUCUGAAGUACUUAUAUGAAAAUGUUAGCAACCCACCGCUUGAUGUUAUUACUUCUAUUAUACCUCACAGCAUCCUUUCGACGUUGACAACUACCGAAUUGGUUGAUUAUCGUUUAUUCAGUAGAAACUCUGAUAUUCCGGGAGAUGAAAAAUGGGGUGGCCUUCAAUUUGACACAAGAAAGUAUCAACAAGAAAAUAUGGAAUUUGACUGGCAUCUCCCUACACCAAAGGAGGUGACACUUGCUAUACAAUUCUUUGAAACCCUAACUGAUUUCUGCAUAUCUCAUAUUGAAAAGAUAAUGCAAGAACCCCACCUUACUACGGCAGUUAGUGAUAAUAUACGAAAAUAUGUUCUAGUGUUAACACAUUGUCUUUCUGGUAGCAGUUUGUUAAUUGAUCCCAGUUUUAAUAAAAACAAGACUACGAGUCCUGAAAAUAUAUCAUAUAGGGAUAAACUGACGCUGUUGAAAAAUAUUAGGGAAAAUAACUGUGAUAAUAACGAAUUUGACAUUGAUAUAGAACAGAUUCGCUCUGAUGCUAAUGAAACAACACUUGAAUUUGGAGAAGAUGAGCAUGAAAUUGAGUUGGAGAAUGGGUAUGACGUGGCUGACAAUAAGAAUGAACUUCCAAACGAUGAGUAUGACAUUGAUGAUCUUGCAGCAUCAGAAGUUCCCUCCGGUGUGAGUACCCCGGUAUCAGGCUUUAUAGGUGCUUCCUCGAUGAACUCUAGCAUUGUCUUUAGGGACAUGGAUAUCUACACUUGUAAUUAUUAUUUUGGUAAUAUUCCAGAAGAAAAGCUCAGUCAUCCAGAUUACUUAAGGAUUCAUAAAGAUAGAGCAGUGAUUGGAUCGUUUUUUUUGAGACUUUACAAUUAUAUCUCUGAGAAAUAUGAGCAUAACACGAUUGUGUUUCAAAUUAUGCUCCAUGCAUUAAAAGUUUGGUUUACUGAUAUUGGUAAAGAAACUGUGUUUGAUGACGAUCCAGAUGCCAGGAUUGACAUUGAUUUUAUUGAAAACAUCCAAUCGCUGAAUCAUCGCGAGGAUUCCUUUACUAGAACCUGCCUUGCGGUAAGAUUAGGUGACUUACACCAAAAUCGUAUUUUGCUUCGCUCAACAAACCGUUAUCCUUCUAAGUUGGAGAUAAAAUUAUUGCACGUGAUAAUUGAUAUGGCACUAUCAGUAUAUGGGGAUGUACAUGAAUCUGCAGAAGGAACUUUGGCGCACUGUAUGAAACAAGUUAUCGGAUCAUACUCAAUUAUAAUGAAGCGGAUUAUUUCUGCAUUAAAAGAUUCUUUAGAAAAGCGUGAUUAUAUGAAAAUAUUGCCAAUCAUGAAAGUUCUAAUGGUUAAAAAGAUUAAUAGGAAGAUUAUGUCCGACUACAAAAAUCUUCAACCGCUUGUAUUAUUAUUGUUAGAUUGUUGCAAAGUGGAUGACUUGAAGAUAUCUUUAUAUGCUGAUAAUAUCCUAUCUGAUAUUGUUUCUGAAUUGAAAAUUCCCUCCAGUGUCUGCAUUUAUGAUGAUAGGUUACUCUCUGAAUUAGCCUCACCUGACGCAUCAAUUGAUCUACAGAUCAAAGCUGUCAAAUUAGCAAAGAACAGGAAACGUCAAUAUUAUCUUUCACUAUUAUCUGAUUUACAAAAUAAAUUACUUGAAUUAUUAAACGAAGAGGGAGAUGUCAGUUGGAAGAUCCCAAUAUUUAUCAUCGGGUUUAUUUCGAAGCUACAAUCGAAUCUUGAAUUUAAAACGGAUAAAAAUGUGGUGGAUACGAUAUUAAUACAAACCAAAUCGAAACAUCCGAAGAUGGUUCAACUUGCAUUGAAAUCUUUUCUGUCAAUAACGAACAAAUUGCUGUCACUUUCAGAUUAUAAGUAUGAUAUUUCAAAAGCGUUUAGAAACGACUUUGACCCCAACUUUAUUGAAGAGAUAAAAACAGAUGAUGCCCAGUUUCAACAACUGUUUGAAAAAGAAAUGAACAAUUUCGAUAGCCCAACAUUUUUUAUUGACUCCAGACCGUCUGUUGGAUGGUUAUGCUGGGGUAAAUCAAUGAAGGUUGUUAAGUCCAUGCAGUUCGAGGUGAAUUUGAAAGAUGAUGAUAAGAUGCUUCUUUCUGAUAUGGGGAGAUACAUUUCCCUAGAUUGGUUGAAAAAUAUUUGUUCAGAUUUAAUUCAUGCAAAUGAAACUCGUGGUAUAUUUAGAAGCAGCAAUGUUUCUUUGUUUAAUUUUGUUCUGCUAUUAAUUUCAAAAGGAUUUAGUGAACUAAAAUUAAGUGAUAUACUUGGCCUCUGUGAAGAGCUCUAUAAAAGAGAUGAUAAGUCCUCAAUGAUUAUGUCUAUUGAAAUAUUUGGCUCCUUAAUAUGUUCAAGUAAGUAUAUGUCCAAGGAUGAAUUAAAAGAACGUGAUAACUUCAUUGAUGACUUUUUACCAGAUUGUUUGAAUCAUGAGUUGAAUAAUGAUGCAUUUGACAUUUGGAGCACAUUAUGUUGGUGGCUACCCACAAUCGUAGAUAUUAGAAGAUGCAAGCCCUUUUAUACUCAUUUCUCAACAAUUGAGAACCUUUUAGAUACAAACUCAGAUGCAGCCACUCAACAGUCAUUUAGAGUCCUGAUGCUGAGAUGCGUGUUGAUGGGUUUGGAGUACAGAAGUCCCGAUAUGACGAACGUCAUGGCAACUAUCUUAUUUACUCAUCCUUACGAUCAAGUACGUUCAUCCAUUGCAAAAUUAUUUAGCUCCUUGCUUCAAAGGUAUAGUGGUGCCGCGUUGGCCAGUGUUGAAGAAUUUUUGAAAUCUAAUGCUGAUGAAUAUGAUGGUUUAGGAUACCCUAUUAAACGUGUAUCCCCUGUAUUGGAUAAGAUGAUUAGAGAUUGUUUUGACAGUAUGAGAAGAGAUGCUGCCCAGGUGUUCGAGUUGACACCACAAGAAAUUAUGAAAACAGACUUUUAUUAUAAGGCUUCGACGAUGUUCUACAUAUUGAAAGAAAUGAUCAAGGGGCCUAAUAAGGUUUUAUUAGUUCCGUAUCUUGUCGAUUAUUUGAUCCCAUUUUUUAUGGUUUUGAGUACGCAAAGAGAUUUGUGUAAAUUAUCUGGGUUUGAUCCUUCACUUCUAUGUAAGUCACUUGCGUAUUUGCCCAUGAGGAAAUCACAAGUUUCCGAGGUUGUUAAGUUGGUUUGUGAUUCAAAAUUAUUUACAUCACACCAGCUGCAAUUACAAUUAUCAUUCGUGCAAUGUUUCCUAUCGACUCAAUUAUUACAACUUACCGAAGGGGAAAAAUCACAGAUCUUUAAUUAUGUUGUAGAAAAUCUAUUCAAUGAAACGUUCGUUGAAGUCAGAGUUGCUGCAGCUAAGGUAUUAUCAGAUAUAAUUCAUAACUCUGGAGAUGACGGUAUGAUCUUUAAAGAUUUAAUAAACAAAUUCGACAAACAAAUCUCAAAUCAUACAUGGGACCAAAAGAGAAAAUUAUCCAAGACAGAUGUCAAGAUUCACGGUAGUGUUCUUGGGUUGGGUGCUAUUAUUUCUGCAUUCCCAUACUGCUUUCCAUUACCACAAUGGAUUCCAAAGCAGCUGAGUAUUUUAUCAUCAUGGGCUAGGACCAGUGGAAUGACUGGUGUUGCAGCUAAGGACACUAUUAGUCAAUUUAAGAAGGUAAGAACGGAUACAUGGAAAUUCGAUAGGGAGGUAUUUACAUCAGAAGAGUUGGAAGAUUUAGAAGGUGUUUUGUGGAAGAGUUACUACGCCUAG
Messenger RNA from Naumovozyma castellii, 6375 nucleotides. It is a transcript of the gene BLM10, whose product is annotated as proteasome activator BLM10. Lineage: Eukaryota; Fungi; Ascomycota; Saccharomycetes; Saccharomycetales; Saccharomycetaceae. The transcript has a single exon. The record is from RefSeq and is a predicted model, not a curated record. The coding region runs from base 1 to 6375 and encodes 2124 amino acids.